Molecule: messenger RNA, 810 nt
Organism: Orbicella faveolata
Lineage: Eukaryota; Metazoa; Cnidaria; Anthozoa; Scleractinia; Merulinidae
Biological process (GO): calcium ion transport
Cellular component (GO): plasma membrane
Molecular function (GO): monoatomic cation channel activity
Source: RefSeq, a predicted model, not a curated record
AUGUUAGGGAGUUACCCUGACUGUAUCUUGAGCCAUUCUCAAGAAUUGCAAAUAAUCCCGGGUGUUGGGGCUAACAUUACGGUUGGUGACAACUUGGUGUUUAACGAUAACGUGCUCAAGGCCCGCGAUGAACAAUUUGUCUUUGCAGGUCCUCACGCUCUUGCUUCAUGUGGAAAUCUUACUCUUUCUGGCUCCCAGUCUGUUGGAGGUGGCAGUCGCCCACUUACUUAUGAAUGGAAAUUGACAUCACCUAACAGUGGGCAAGAUUUCACAGACAUUACAAACGUCCUCAACGAGCUUAGAUCAGAUGCCGAUCGUGUUAAGUUGCCCGGGACAAUGUUUGAGACCGACAGAGCCUACGAGUUUAAGCUUAAGGUGGCCAACUUUCUGUAUCCAUCAAGCUUUGAAGAAGUUACCCAUGUGAUUAGAAAAGCUACUGAGCCAGUCCCUGCCUUGACGCUCAGUUCAGGUAUUGAACUUACUGAGGGAGAAGUCUUUGUCUCGGAGGACCUGUCAAUCAAAGCAAGUGCAAUUGUUGCUCCUUGUGUAAACGAUACUCGAGUGGACUUUUCAUGGGCUGUUACAUGCCGUGAUGCAAGCGCCCUACUAAAAGUGGAGUCCAGUGCCUCGUUUCAGGCCACUAAACACCAGGCCACCCUCAGAGUAGAUCGAGGGGUACUAACUGCUGACCUCAACUUCACGUUUAACGUGACAGCAAGUAUGAACUACGAUCCUACUGUCCAGAGCUCCGCCGGCCAAAUCGUCAGAGCUAUGCCCAGUCCACUUCAACCGGCAAUAGUUGGAGGUUAG